Nicrophorus vespilloides is the source of this 1620-nucleotide messenger RNA. Its product is annotated as peroxisomal membrane protein PEX13. Gene Ontology annotation, molecular function: protein binding. Gene Ontology annotation, biological process: protein import into peroxisome matrix, docking. The transcript has 4 exons. Gene Ontology annotation, cellular component: peroxisomal importomer complex; peroxisomal membrane; peroxisome. NCBI's taxonomy places the organism in Eukaryota, Metazoa, Arthropoda, Insecta, Coleoptera, Silphidae. Bases 193 to 1473 code for a protein of 426 amino acids. The record is from RefSeq and is a predicted model, not a curated record.
AAUUUCUCUUUCUGUCGGAUUUCUCAUUUUCAUUGUGUCAAGAAUAAAAUUGUCGAGAACUUUGACAUUUAUUUGAUAUGUAAAUAGUAUUUACAAAGGCAAUUAAAAUCAGUGGCUAAGCACUUCAAACAACUAUUAUAAGUUGUUUCUUUUUAAUUGUGAUGUUUAAGUGAAGGAUUUACAGGAUAGUUAAUGAACAUGUCCACUCCAAGUAAACCAUGGGAGAUGAACUCCCUGCAGAACAACAGACAAAUUCCACAGGGUUCAACAUAUUCAACUCGGAGUACACCUAUGUUACCACCGAGGCCACAAAGCCUUUCAUAUGGUGGCAUGAAUUCAUAUUCCCCUUACUCUAGUUAUGGAGGUAUGCCCUAUAGGAGUUCUCUAUAUGGAGGUGGAUAUGGCAGUGGAUAUGGUACUGGAUAUGGUGGUGGAUAUAGCAGCUAUGGUGGAGGAUAUGGUGGUUACGGAUCAUACAAUAGUGGAUAUGGAAUGUAUGGUAUGAAUUCUGGAUAUGGAACCAUGGGACACAAUGGAAUGGGAGAUGAUGCAGAAAGGAGAUUUAUCCAAUAUGCUGAGGAGAGUUCUCGAAAUGCAUUUAGUAAUGUGGAAAAUAUUGUGAGAGCAUUUAAUAGUAUGGCAAUGAUGCUGGACAAUACAUUUUUUGCAAUGACUAGUUCAUUCAGAGCUGUGCUUGGAGUGGCAGACAAUUUUGGACGAUUACGUUCAAUGUUUGGGCACGUUUUUCAUGCAUUGAACAUCUUCAGACUGAUAAAAUGGUUUUAUGUGAAAUUCCUUGGCAUGGCUGGUUAUAAAGUCCUGCAGGAGAGCAAAUCCAAUGCCUGGAAGGAAGCCAUGAAUGGAGCAGCUGCAGAGGCUGGUGAAUCUACUGGCUCAAGUUGGCCAACAAUUGCAUUUCUUGGAGUUCUCCUCUCUGCUCCAUAUCUUAUCAGCAAGUUUCUCCCAAAAUAUGAAGAUAAACUUAAUCCUGAGAUGUGGAAAACAACAGGGGUACAGGCAAAGGCUGCAUUCGAUUUUGCAGCGAGUUCAGGCAACGAACUUUCAUUGAAUGUGAACGAUGAAAUCGUUCUUGCACCACAGAGCGUCCAGACGGAGAUGAAAUUGAACAAUUCUGGAUGGGCUUAUGCUACUUGCAACGGCCGCAGCGGCGUUAUCCCCUUGAAUUACAUUGUAAUCAAGAAGAAAUCAGCGGACGGGACUUAUGCACCAAUGGUUAGGAAACCCCAGAAGCGAGUCAGUUUUGGUGAAAAUCAAAUAUUUGAGGACAGCCGUAGAAUCUUCGACGAGAUUAAUAAACCCGCACCACCGAAAUCUGAAGAACCUGUUGCAAACGUUGAAAUUGAUGAUAACGUGAAACCUGUACAAGAAGAGUCAUCCGUUUCAGCCGAGCACGAAAGCAGCAGUAUCAUAAAUUCUAGUCCAAAUCUCAAUGAAGACGCAUCUCAAAAAUAAUAUGUUGUACCUGGUGAUUUUGUGUGCUUUUACGUACAUGUUCAUUUUGUCUACUGAGGUAAUAAUGGUUUAUUAAUUGGUUCACACAGGCAUUGUUCCACUUAAUUAUCUUUUAAGUGUUAAGAAUAAAUAAACAAUUGUAUAUUG